GAAAUGAAAACAACGUUUUGACAACAUAGCACUGCUCGGUCACCGGUGCGUGUAAGGCGGGAUUACGGCGAACUAAUUAUGUGUCUGCUAAUGACAGUUGGAUGUGCGUAUAGACUGUUGUGGCUGUGAUUGAAGAAAGCGACAUGACGACCAGAUUUACGCCCAAAUUCUGGAAACCAGGAACUGCUGGUCCAGGUCAGGGGUUACAGGAAGAGAGACAGUCAACCAAAGAUGCGGAAGCACAGCCUGUCAAAUAUAACCCCAACCAAUCAAUGUCUAUAGAACAACAGAGACAGAAGCUGCCAGUGUUUCAGCAUAGGAGUCAUAUCCUGUAUCUGGUGGAGAGGUACCAGACGGUGGUGAUCAUUGGGGAGACAGGCAGUGGGAAGAGUACUCAAAUACCUCAGUACUUGCUUGAGGCUGGGUGGGCUGCUGAGGGUCACGUGAUCGCUGUGACACAACCGAGACGAGUAGCGGCCAUAACGGUUGCGGACCGAAUUGCGGAGGAGAGAGGGACCCUCCUCGGUGACGAAGUCGGGUACAUGAUCCGGUUUGAUGAUUGCUCUGACCCCAACAACACACGCAUGUUGUUUCUCACAGAUGGGAUGCUGAUACGAGAAAUAAUGAAAGAUCCAUUACUAAGAAAAUACAGCAUCAUUAUGGUGGAUGAAGCACACGAGAGAAGCAUCAACACUGACAUCCUCCUGGGGCUGCUACGCAAGAUUCAAAAGAAGCGGAAUGAUCUUAAAGUGAUAGUUGCAUCAGCCACAUUGAAUGCUGAGGAAAUGAGAGAUUUCUUCAACAGCAAUGACACAAAAGAGCCACUGAAUGACACAGCUACCAUACUGACGGUGGAAGGCCGGGAGUUCCCUGUGGACAUCCACUACCUCCUGGAUCCCCACCCUGACUAUCUGAAAGCCACGGUGGAGACAGUGAUGAAGAUUCACUUCAACCAGCGGGAGGGAGAUGUCUUAGCUUUCCUAACAGGCCAGGAAGAAGUACAGAGAGUGGUGUCAAUGUUGAUCGAUGAAGCAAAGAAACUGAAGAAAGACGACCUGAAGAUGAAAGUGUUGCCGAUGCACGGGAGUUUGCCAGCUUCAGAACAGAUGAAGGUAUUUGAGAGGACAUCCCGUUAUGUCAGGAAGAUUGUCGUGGCGACCAACAUUGCCGAGACCUCCAUCACCAUCAACGGCAUAGUUUAUAUUGUCGACUGUGGUUUUGUGAAGAUCAAGGCCUACAAUCCCACUUCUGGAAUUGAGUCACUGGUGAUUGUCCCUGUGUCCCAGGCUUCAGCCAAUCAGAGAGCAGGGAGAGCGGGACGUGUGCGUGCAGGGAAGGCCUACAGACUGUACACAGAGACAGCCUAUGACGGCCUGCCGGAGUCGACAGUUGCCGAGAUGCAGCGGAGUGACCUUGCACCUGUGGUACUGCAGCUCAAGGCUCUCGGCAUCUCCAACGUCCUCCGGUUCCACUUCCUGUCAGCGCCGCCAGCACAAAACAUGCUACGAGGUCUGGAGCUGUUGUAUGCACUUGGAGCCCUGGAUGACAAUGGCAACUUGACGUCCCCCCUGGGCCUCCAGAUGGCCGAGUUCCCUCUGUCCCCCAUGUUUGCCAAGAUGCUGCUUGUGUCAGGAGAGUUUGAGUGUUCCGAGGAGGCCCUUACUGUGGCGGCCAUGACUCAGAUUCAGAACGUGUUUGUCACGCCGUCCGGACAGAAAAUAAGAAUGGACAAAGCCAAGAGAAGAUUCUCCUGUGAAGAAGGAGACCAUGUGUCACUUAUAAACAUCUUUAAUGCAUUCCUGAAGUAUGGUAAGAACUCUAAGUGGUGUCAUGAGUACUUCCUCAACUACAAGGGUCUGUGUCGGGCCGUGGAGAUUCGCAACCAACUUCACAGACUCCUGAAGAAGUACAACGUUCCUCUCAACUCCUGUGAAGACAAUGUUGAUGCAAUCAGAAGAUGCAUCACAGCCAGUUUCUUCUCCAAUGCUGCCAAGCUGCACUAUACUGGUGUUUACAAGACAGUGAGAGACGAACAUGUCCUUAACAUACAUCCAACAUCCGUCCUCUUUCCAGAAGCUCCUCCUCAGUGGGUGGUGUUUAAUGAGGUCGUGCAGACUUCUAAGGACUUCAUGCGUGACAUGACGGUCAUCAAACCAGAAUGGCUGUGUGAGCUGGCGCCACAUUUCUAUCAGCUCGGCACAGAGCGGGAGCUUGCAAGUAAGAAGCUGAAGACUGACACAGACGAGGAAGAUGAUUGAUGAAGCUCAGACUAGAUAACUGAGCCGGACAUGCCGACCAUCCUUCAGCUGUCAAGCUGGACGAGGAAACCCUGUCCACAUGUAUUAAUUAAUGCGUAGUCAAGCGUAGGGAGUGUAGACAAAGGGAAAUAACUCUGUUCUUUUGAAUGUUAAAAUGAGGAACAUGGUUUGUUAGCUUCACCAUAAUGCUAAAACGUGAUAAAAACAAGCUGAAGUUUAUACCACAGAAUUCUUAUUACAACUGGUUGGCAUGCCAAUUAUUGAUGACUUUCGUUUGAUGCUAGAACCUGUUAGGAAGGCUGUUCACUGUUCAACUUAGAACUGUCUGGUGUCAGGAGUUCUCAAUCACACAUUUCAAGCCAGUGUAUUCCCCAGUAUGAAGUAUCUCAGUGGAGACUCAUAGACUUAAUGCCAAGUCCUUAUUUAACAAACAAGACAUGAAUUUACCACAGGUAUGACAUCAUCAAUGAAAUGUUGCGUUACUGUAAAAUUGAAGAAGGGACAUAGAUGAUCAUGUUUUCGUAUCGCGGAUCCUCUCAGUUAUUAUCCUUGUUGUGGCAGCUCCAUGCUCAUUGGUUUAUUCUGCUUAGGGCUUUCCUCCCACAUUAAGCUGAAUGGCUGUGGUCGAACUGAAAAACUGUUCAAUGCAGUGUUAAACCCGCAUCACUCCCUCAUCCAGUUAAGACCUCAGUCACAGAUACUGCUGACUAUGUGUACGAGUUAUGACCUCAUUCAGUCAAAGGAGGAAUGAUAAAGGCCCUAUUUCAUCCCACUACAAAUUAUUGAAUUUCACUUGAUAUUAUGAAAUACUGGUAUGACAGUUAUUGGACAUUAUUGUGGUUAAAAUAAGUGGAAAAGCAGACUUUUUUUUAACUUCUACAGAAUAUGAGCAUGUCGUAAACAAAGCUGUCUUUUUACUACAAAAGGAAAGUCAUCAUAGGUCCAAGACUUCAAACUUCAAAUUUUAGGCUAAAAAAAGAAUAGUCUUGGUUCUCAGACACCGCCCACAUCAUCAUAAAGUCCAACGCACAUUUCAUUUAUAUUUCCUAUUUUUUUUAAAUUUAUAAAAUCUUUAAAUAUUCCGGGUCUCGAAUAUAUGACUCCGGAAGUGAAAUGCUACAAUACUUAAGAAGAACAUGAUUUCAACAACAAAAAUUGUAAACAAAAUUCAGUUACAUACUAGCUUCAACAACAACAACAAAAAUCAUCGCCCACCCGCACAAUAUUUUCAAAAGCCCUUGCCUGAGAACCAAUUCUUGAUUUUUUUUAAGCCUUUGUAAACACCUCCUGAAAACCUCGCCUUGAUGGACCCAUUUUAGUCUUGCCUAUAUAUAUAUAUAUAUAUGUCUUUUGUUUUAAUUCCAAAACAUGUAUGUGUUGAAGUGGACAAGAGUUACAUACAUUAAACACACCUGAUAUCUUUCUCAACAAUGUCUAAAAAUAUUUCCUAAAUUAUACAGAUCCUGUGUGCCAAAAAGGGCCUUUAUCCAUAUCUUGUCCUGUAACGAGAAUCUGUCCAAUACUUGUAAGUUUCUCAACUGCCUCAGGAAUGACCAUUGUACGUAUCAUUGUCAUUAACAGGAAAUAAACAAACCACAAGA
This is a messenger RNA of Haliotis rufescens (red abalone), 3859 nucleotides long. RefSeq names its product probable ATP-dependent RNA helicase DHX35. Gene Ontology annotation, molecular function: RNA binding; ATP binding. Bases 144 to 2258 code for a protein of 704 amino acids. Gene Ontology annotation, cellular component: intracellular anatomical structure; catalytic step 2 spliceosome. NCBI's taxonomy places the organism in Eukaryota, Metazoa, Mollusca, Gastropoda, Lepetellida, Haliotidae. The transcript has 25 exons. The record is from RefSeq and is a predicted model, not a curated record.